CCCUCCAGGCGGGUCUGCUGGGUUUUCUGCAGCAGUUAUAUUUUCGUAAAUUUCCCCUGGCUUUAAGCCCGCGGUUUUAAGUUUUGAAAUGCUCUUUCGAUGUCAACCUUUUGAAAACGCCCGUUGUUUGUUGCCGCAGUCAGGUUGAUUCACUAUGGCCGAUAACUUUACCAUCGAGGCGUUUACCCUUCUGAGCUUGGCGGUGGUAGUCAUUGUGAUACGCACCGGUGCCCGGUUGUCUAUGGUGGGCAUCCGCAACUUUCAAGUUGAUGACUAUCUCAUGCCGCUGGCGGCCGUGGUCUAUGGCCUUGAAACCGGCGCUGCAUAUAGCGUUGGGGCGAAAUGGAAAGGCCUCGCGAAUAAUUCCAUGACGGACGCCCAGCGGCUCGCCCUCAGUCCGGACUCUGAGGAGUUCCUUUUGCGUGUAGGGGGUUCGAAGACGCAGGUUAUGGGCUGGUCCUUGUAUACGCUGCUGUUAUGGCUGCUCAAGACCUGUAUGGCGGUGUUUUAUUCGCGUCUGACUUCUGGGUUGAUGAACAUGCAUCUCCGUGUGCGCUUGGCCUAUGUUUUCAUUGGCGUCACGUACAUCGCCGUCAUCUGUUCGAUUCUCUUUGGAUGCCAUCCUAUGCAUAAGAACUGGCAAAUAUAUCCCGACCCAGGCAAUUACUGUCAGCCUGCCGUAUCUUCAAUCGACGUCUUCGUGACUGUCACUCUCAAUGUUGCCACAGAUCUGUACCUCAUCAGCAUUCCUGCUCCGAUGCUCUUCAAAGCUCGUCUCCCCUGGUGGGAAAAGUGUGAACUUCUCGUCCUCUUCAGCGGUGGUUUCUUCGUCAUGGCCGCUGGUAUUCUGCGCUGUGUAUUGAUCGUCACGGCCGGUGCCAACGGCGCCCAACAAGCCGGUAGCUGGGCCUGCCGAGAAACAUUCGUCGCCGUCGUCAUUGGAAACAUCCCCAUGAUCUACCCCGUUGUCCGCCGAAUUGCUCGCCGUGCCAACGGCUACCUCUCGUCCUUUGGCGGCAGUACCUCUGAUAACCUCUCCCAUCCUCUAUCAGAGAACCGAUACCAUACCGACAAGUCGGACCACAGCCGUCGCAAGAAGUUCCGCCAUCCGCUCUCCCUCCCUGGUGAAAGCCAAUGGGCCAAUACUAUAAACAAUGAUGAACAAAUGAUUUUGCCGACAUCCAGACAACACCCGCCUACUUGCGAGUCGAAUAUGCAUGAUCAGGAUUGGGAUGCGGUGAGCCAGCGCAGUCAGGACGGAAUCAAGGUGGUCCAUGAGACCAUCGUUCAGAGUAAGGCGAGAAAUAUGGUUUGAAAAAAAAAAAAAAAAAAAAAAAAACUUUCCUUUGUUUGGGUUAAAAAGGCAUAGGCGUUAUAUGGUUGGUGAUUGAUUCAGGCCGGAUACAGGCCAGCUACACGGAGGAUGCAUAUUUAGGGCUUUCUUUUGUUCGAUAUACCCAUUACAGAACUAUACCAGUGU
Messenger RNA from Aspergillus ruber CBS 135680, 1480 nucleotides. RefSeq lists its product as uncharacterized. The transcript has 4 exons. The record is from RefSeq and is a predicted model, not a curated record. The coding region runs from base 155 to 1315 and encodes 386 amino acids. Lineage: Eukaryota; Fungi; Ascomycota; Eurotiomycetes; Eurotiales; Aspergillaceae.